AUGGCAGCCGGCAACGCGGUUCGUUUCGCUGGCAGUGGCACCGCUUGGGGAACGAUUUGUGCCGACGGAUGGUCACUUCUGGAGGGCAACGUGGUGUGCCGACAGCUCGGACUGGGCUAUGCAAAUGAUGCCAUCCAGACGGAUUAUUUCGGUGGUUCCAACCGGAGUGAAAUCCUUCUCAGCGGAACGGAAUGCUACGGCAACGAAACCAGCUUGGGUGAUUGUUUGCACCACGAGGUCGGGUGGCACAGCAGCUGCAGCGAACGGGGGACACAUGUGGCUGCCGUCACGUGUGUGGAUGUGAUGGCCGACCUGGCGUUUGACCACGUGGAAAUGGAACAGUCGCUGCACCUGGAGGACCGCUUGAUGUAUCUGCUGCAGUGUGCCAUGGAGGAGAACUGUGUGGCGUCGCAGGCGUACGAAAUCCAAAGGGACAACCCCAAUUGGCACCUGGAGACGAGGCGGUUGAUGAAAUUUACUGCCCGGGUGCUGAACACGGGGACGGCCGAUUUCCGUCCACACAUUCCGAAGCACCUGUGGGAGUGGCAUCUGUGCCAUAUGCACUACCACAGUAUGGAGGUGUUUGCCACGUUCGACAUUUUCAACGGGCAAGGGGUAAAGGUGGCCGAGGGCCAUAAGGCUUCGUUUUGUUUGGAGGACAACCAGUGCCUUCCGGGAACGGAACCCAAAUACGCUUGUGCCAACUAUGGAGAUCAAGGAAUCUCCGUGAACUGCGCCGACAUCUACCGGCACAACAUCGACUGCCAGUGGGUGGACAUCAGCGAGCUCGAUUUCGGCCUGUACACCCUCCGGGUGGCCAUCAAUCCCGAGUUCAAGGUACCGGAGAUGAGCUACGACAAUAAUGCAGCCAUCUGCAGCUUACUGUACACGGAGACCUAUGCCCGGGCGUACGAUUGCAAAAUUACGCGACCAUAGAGUGGUCCCGGCGGAAUUGAAAAGCAUGUUGGUUGGUAGGUUGGUUUGUUGGAAAAUAAACAUUACAUUAACAGCGCACAGUGCAGCCUAGUGCAGUGCGG
This is a messenger RNA of Aedes albopictus (Asian tiger mosquito), 1037 nucleotides long. Its product is annotated as lysyl oxidase homolog 2A-like. The coding region runs from base 1 to 936 and encodes 311 amino acids. NCBI's taxonomy places the organism in Eukaryota, Metazoa, Arthropoda, Insecta, Diptera, Culicidae. Gene Ontology annotation, molecular function: copper ion binding; protein-lysine 6-oxidase activity. The record is from RefSeq and is a predicted model, not a curated record. The transcript is spliced from 4 exons. Gene Ontology annotation, cellular component: membrane. Gene Ontology annotation, biological process: peptidyl-lysine oxidation.